CAUUUUCCAAGAAAGAAAGCAUUUUCCAAAAAAAAAAAAACAUAGUUCCAAGUGGGUGUGUGAGAGGAUAGCAAGACACUUGGGAGACUUUUGCGUUGGUGAUUUGAUUAAAGAAAGGGAAAAUAUUAUGGGGAGGCCUCCUUGCUGUGACAAAGAAGGGAUCAAGAAAGGACCUUGGACUCCUGAAGAAGACAUCAGUUUAGUCUCUUACAUUCAAGAACAUGGUCCUGGAAAUUGGAGGGCUGUUCCUACCAACACAGGGCUGCAUAGAUGCAGUAAAAGUUGCAGGCUUAGAUGGACUAAUUACCUCAGGCCAGGGAUCAAGCGUGGUAACUUUACUGACCAUGAGGAGAAGAUGAUCAUCCACCUUCAAGCUCUUUUGGGUAAUAGAUGGGCUGCAAUAGCUUCAUACCUCCCUCAGAGAACUGACAAUGACAUUAAAAACUAUUGGAACACACACUUGAGGAAGAAGCUGAUCAAGCUCCAAGCUGCAGGAGGAGGCACUGAAGGCCUUCACUCUAAAGAUCAAGGAAACAGUAAUUCUUCCUCACAGGCAAUAUCCAGAGGACAAUGGGAGAGGAGGCUUCAAACAGACAUCCACAUGGCCAGGCAAGCUCUCAGAGAUGCCCUUUCCCCAGAAAAGCCACUGGCUUUGAGUUCUGAUUUGAAUCCCGCAGAUGGGUUUUCGAUUUCGAACCUGAAAAACCCAACUCUAGAUCAAUCAAGCAAUUCUACUUAUGCUUCAAGCACUGAGAACAUUUCAAGAUUGUUGAAAGGUUGGAUGAAAAACCCACCAAAUAAAUCAGCUAGAUUAACCAACUUGGCUAAUAAUCAGACAGAUUAUCAGCAUUAUUCAUCUAGUGAGGGAACCACAUCUGUGGCAAAUACUGCGAAUAGUGGCAAUGUUGAGUUAUCUGAUACAUUUGAGUCUCUGUUCGGUUUUGAGUCCUCGAAUUCCGAUUUGUCUCCAUCCAUGUCGCCGGAGGCCAGCCUAUUCCAGGGCGAAAGCAAGCCGGAUCUUAUCAGCGGCCAGUUGCCGCUGUCGUUUCUUGAGAAGUGGCUGUUUGAUGAAGGUGCUGCUGCUGCUGCUCUAGGGAAAGACCACUUCUUUAGUGAUACGGUGACACCAGAUCAUGGAAAUGCUAACUUUUUCUGAGGAUUUGCUUGUUUUUUGGGCAGAUUGGAAUAUCUUAAUUAAUUGUUAGUCUUUUCCAGUGCCUUGAUUUUUUUUUUUUUUGGUAAACUUUCCAGUGCCUUGAUUAGCAAAGGGAACUCGUUAGAAAAGGAAGUGUAAAAAUAUUACUUUAUAAUUAUGUCGAUUGUCAAAUGUCUUGGAAGUUGGAAGAUAAUAAUUAUUUCCCAUUUUAUGCUUAAGA
This is a messenger RNA of Malus domestica (apple), 1376 nucleotides long. The record is from RefSeq and is a predicted model, not a curated record. Lineage: Eukaryota; Viridiplantae; Streptophyta; Magnoliopsida; Rosales; Rosaceae.